Messenger RNA from Closterium sp. Naga37s-1, 1084 nucleotides. The record is from the annotation of a GenBank genome assembly. Lineage: Eukaryota; Viridiplantae; Streptophyta; Zygnematophyceae; Desmidiales; Closteriaceae.
GCGCGCGGCGGUGCAUGGGAGUGUGUUGGAGCAGAUUCGGAACAAGGAGUUUGACGCUCUGCUGGAGUACGAUGAGCUUCAGAGGGAGAUUCGGGAGGGCCGAGGCUUCUACAAGUUUCAAGAGGCCUCCAUCACCUUCGCCCCCACCUUCAAGGUGAUUCGCAACGAAGUGGGUAAAUACAACACCAAGCGGUUACCAGCGUGGUGCGACCGCAUUCUCUGGCGCUCCCUGCCCGGCUGCCAGCUGGGUUGCACGCGCUACGACGGCGCUCACGACGUGGGGAGCAGCGACCACAAGCCAGUGCUGGCUGAGUUUGAGCUCACCACUCACGCCCUGCCGGUCGGGUUAGACCCCGCUGAUGCCUCGCUCGUGGCGGAGGAGGGGGUGGUGGGUGCCGUGGCACGUCGGCUGCACCGCAGUGCGUCGUCCCGCCAUGGUGACAUGCGCUGGAACGUGCAGUUCUCAUCCCUCGUGGGUUCUGACCUGCUCUCAGCUGACGCAAAUGGCCUCUCCGACCCAUACGUGCGAUUCACGGGACCCAAUCUGCAGCACAGCUGCCACACCAAGCCGCGCUACAAGACACUCAACCCUGUGUGGACGCCCGAGGAUAUUCCUAGUGCAGUCUUGGAGAACCUUUCGUUACAGUCACAUGAGAAGGACUACCUGCUGGCAGCCAUUCUAGACCAUGACGUCACCAACCAAGACGACCCCAUUGGGUUCACAGCCAUCCCACUGGCCCCAGCCGUGCAUGCCCUAAGAGCCAACAAUGGCUCGCCCUUUGUGGACUUUCAGGUGGAAGCCACGCGCAAGGGCGUGCCUGUUGGGCACCUUAUCCCAUCUGCUCCUUGUCUUGCUGCUUUCAGGGUUCACAGCCAUCCCACUGGCCCCAGCCGUGCAUGCCCUAAGAGCCAACAAUGGCUCGCCCUUAGUGGACUUUCAGGGUUCACAGCCAUCGCACUGGCCCCAGCCGUGCAUGCCCUAAGAGCCAACAAUGGCUCGCCCUUUGUGGACUUUCAGGUGGAAGCCACGCGCAAGGGCACGCCUGCUGGGCAGGUGUACUUUGAUUCGACUCAAAACACAUAA